Cajanus cajan (pigeon pea) is the source of this 1077-nucleotide messenger RNA. RefSeq names its product Cysteine proteinases superfamily protein. The record is from RefSeq and is a predicted model, not a curated record. Lineage: Eukaryota; Viridiplantae; Streptophyta; Magnoliopsida; Fabales; Fabaceae. Gene Ontology annotation, molecular function: deNEDDylase activity; cysteine-type peptidase activity. Gene Ontology annotation, biological process: protein deneddylation; proteolysis.
AAGGGACCAAAAUCCGAGGUUACGGUACCGUUUUGGGUGAAGUGUGAGGUUGAGGGACGGCACGGCGUCCGACGGCGGAGAUUGACGGCGGAGAUAGGACGGAGGAUGAACUUAAAUUAAGAUAAGUUUUAACAAGCAGGUUUUUCUAUAUACUUGAUGGGGAAAUCACAAGCAGAUGAGAAGAUUCUCAGCUACAAUGAUGUGGUUCUUAGACGAUCGGAUCUAGACAUCCUUAGUGGUCCAUAUUAUUUGAAUGAUCGAAUUAUUGAGUUUUAUUUCAGCUAUCUUUCUUCAUGUCAUCCCUCUCAGGAUACUCUGCUGGUUCCCCCAUCCAUUGCAUUUUGGAUUUUAAAAUGCCCUGUCGCUGAGGCUCUUAGUGAUUUCAUAGAACCCCUUCAUUUAUCUGAUAAGACAUUGGUUAUAUUUCCCAUCAAUGACAAUGAUGAUGUUGAGAGAGCUGAAGGUGGUUCACAUUGGAGCUUACUUGCAUACUAUCGCAAUGCUAAUUUGUUUGUUCACCAUGAUAGUUGCAGAAGCAUGAAUGCAGCACCUGCCAAGCAACUAUAUAAAGCUGUUUCUGGAUACAUGGGGUUAUCAAGCUCAGCUUCUGAGGCCAGCUUUAUGGAAUGCACUGAUUCACCCCUACAAGAGAAUGGCUAUGAUUGUGGUUUAUAUGUCACAGCCAUUGCCAGAAUAAUAUGUAGCUGGCAUGUAAAUCAUAAAAAUACUGAUACAAAUGAUCUGUGGUUUUCUGUCGUGAAGGAACAGGUUUCUCCAUCUGUCGUUGCCAGCAUGCGAGGCGAGAUCCUGGCCUUGAUCAGAGAUCUAAUGGCAAGACAUUGAGAUCAACAUGCUCCAGAUUAAAAUACAUCUUCUUAUUUUAAGUAUUGAAUUUAAGUUUGAGCAUCUUCUAUAUCUUGAUUGGUGAGAAGACUUUGAUUUACACUAUGUUUAGACUUUAGAUACUAAGUGAAAUUGAGGGGAUAUUAAUUGAAGUGAUUUUGAAGUGAAAUUUUGUAUUGUUUGGAUUGAUGUAAUUAGAAAAAAAAUGAAAUGAAAUGGUUAUUUAUUUAUUUA